This is a messenger RNA of Archocentrus centrarchus (flier cichlid), 1540 nucleotides long. RefSeq names its product ras-related protein Rap-2a-like. The transcript has a single exon. Bases 122 to 748 code for a protein of 208 amino acids. NCBI's taxonomy places the organism in Eukaryota, Metazoa, Chordata, Actinopteri, Cichliformes, Cichlidae. The record is from RefSeq and is a predicted model, not a curated record. Gene Ontology annotation, molecular function: GTPase activity; GTP binding.
GCACAACCACUCCAUCACUGCCAUCAAAACCUUUCUCAGGCUAAGGAUCCACAGCCACCGGGAAAAAGACUAGAGAAGAAAAGGCAAAUUAUUUGAGUUACGAGAAAAAAAGCACAUCAAUAUGUCUUUUGAAGUGAACGAGAAGACAGAGGUGCGUCUGGUGUUUUUGGGAGCAGGUGGAGUAGGGAAGACAGCCCUUAUCCAACGCUUCCUCAAAGAUACCUUUGAGCCUAAGCACCAGCGUACAGUGGAGGAGCUCCACAGGAAAGAAUAUGAGGUGGGGGGUGUCAAAGUCACUAUCACCAUCAUGGACACCAGUGGCAGCUACUCCUUCCCCGCCAUGCGCAGGCUCUCCAUCCAGAACAGUGAUGCCUUUGCUCUCGUCUACGCCGUGGAUGACCCUGAAUCUCUGGAGGCAGUCAAGAGUCUGCGGGACGAGAUCUUAGAGAUCAAAGAGGACAAGUACACACCAAUUGUGGUGAUAGGCAACAAGAUUGACCGUCACGAUGAGCGACAGGUGUCCAACGAGGAUGUGGUGUCCACUGUGGAGCUGGACUGGAACCACAGCUUCCUGGAGUCUUCAGCCAAAGACAACAUCAACGUGUGGGAAGCUUUCAAGGAGCUGCUCCACCAGGCCAACUUUCCUAGUCAACUCAGUCCAUCACUGUGCCGGAGGCGGGAAACCUUCCCCAAGGAGAGCAACAAACGACCUCCUAUGAACAAAACCAACAGCUGCCUCCUGUCAUAGUGCUGCAGAGCUGCUCGAAGAUAAACACCCCAAAAAAUAGACUGAGGGAGAGGAAACUGUUAAAAAAGAGCUGAAAGUUCCUGAUUGGCAGGGGUCAGAUUUGGCCAGAAACAAACCAAGAAAUGUUGUUAUACAUCUUAAGCUUCAAUAUGAGAUGCCGAGUCAGUAAAUUUGUUCUUUGUUAGUCUUGUAAGCAUCGCAGUUAACUCCACAGAGACACUGAAAGCACAGAGAUACUGCAGUGAGGACUGAAAUGCAGUGAUGCAAAUAAAGACAGUGUGGAAUGUUGUGCUAGAAACUACUUACUGUGAAUGUUAUAAAUGUAGGAAAAGCUGAUAGUGCAUAGUUCAGUUAUCAUGCAAAGUCUAUGGUAAUGUUUGUUUUGGGGCCACUAUGUUACUGCUGUAAAAAAAAAAAAAAAGAAGAAGUGCAAUAAUUAUGAAACCACAUAAAUGCCCAAGUGUUUUUAUACCUGCGUAUGUCAGCUUUAUGAAUCAAGUGAACAACUAAAGACAAAUUUAAACUUUUUAUCUUGUGAAUGUUGGUGCAACCUGAUUUACAGCUCUUAGAAGCUGGUUUGGAAAGCCAUGGAUUCCCAUGCAUCAUUUGACAUGAAGUUGUAAGCCACCAUUUAAAUACACGGAGCACAUUCACUGCUGGUUCUCUCUGUUUAGACUUUUAGUUAUGUGAGUUUGCCUUAAUAAAUAGCUGACAGUCCAUUGCAAAUGUUUUUUUGUUUGUUUGUUUGUUUUAUUAUUUAAGUGGUAUUUUCUAUUUAUUGUGACACCACAA